ACAUUCAGUCUAGUCUUUCUCUCCAAGACUCGACUUGUCGUCCAGGAUGGCCAGAACCAAGCAAACUGCCAGAAAAUCCACCGGAGGAAAAGCUCCCAGGAAGCAGCUCGCCACCAAAGCUGCCCGCAAGAGCGCACCCGCCACCGGAGGAGUGAAGAAGCCUCAUCGUUAUAGGCCCGGUACCGUUGCCCUCAGGGAGAUCCGGCGUUACCAGAAAUCCACCGAGCUGUUGAUCCGCAAACUUCCCUUUCAGCGGCUGGUGAGGGAGAUCGCUCAGGACUUCAAGACCGACCUGCGCUUCCAGAGCUCUGCUGUCAUGGCUCUGCAGGAGGCCAGCGAGGCUUACCUGGUGGGGCUCUUCGAGGACACCAACCUGUGCGCCAUCCACGCCAAGAGGGUCACCAUCAUGCCCAAAGACAUCCAGCUGGCCCGCCGCAUCCGCGGAGAGAGGGCUUAGAUCAACUAGAUGUCCUUCACAACCCAACGGCUCUUUUAAGAGCCACUGACAUGUCUGUUUGGAGCUCCAAGUCCCUCCAUUUGUACGACGUUGCGUUACACUUGUGAAAUCGAUCCUUUAAUAUGUUGUGUCCUUGUCGACACACACAAAGGUGCAUAGUUGUUAUGAUUUUUGACAGGAACCAUUUAUGUUCUCGCGGGAAAACUCGAGAAAAGCAGCAGAAGCAGAAAUGUGACAGUCAUGACUAAUCAUGAUUUUGAACCAGAUGAAGUUAUUGUUAUUCCUGUUCAUCCAAGCAAGACAUGUCAAAGAAUGGUGAAAUACAUUGGUCUUUA
Molecule: messenger RNA, 792 nt
Organism: Oryzias latipes (Japanese medaka)
Lineage: Eukaryota; Metazoa; Chordata; Actinopteri; Beloniformes; Adrianichthyidae
Product: histone H3
Cellular component (GO): nucleosome
Molecular function (GO): DNA binding; protein heterodimerization activity; structural constituent of chromatin
Source: RefSeq, a predicted model, not a curated record